AUGGCUACUACUGCCCCUGCUGCGGAGCCUCGGGUUAAGCCCACCAGGCCCGAUGAGGAGGCCUACAAGGCCAGUCUGGCCCAGGCCGAGAAGGAGCACACUGCUGCUCAGGAGAAGCUGAACGAGAUCAAGGCCAAGUUGGACAACGCCAAGCCCAACAACCAGGACUCCCCCGUCGUUAAGAAGCAGCAAGAACUCCGCGCCGAGCUCUCCUCCAUCCGUCAGAAACAAUCCGGCUUCAAGUCCUCGCGUACCAGCAUCCAAGAGAAGAUCAAUGCUCUGGAGUCCACCCUGAAGGCCCGCAUUGCGGAGCAGAACAACUCGCGCGGAAAGAUGUCAUUCAAGAACGUCGAGGAGAUCGACCGGGAGAUCGCCCGCCUCGAGAAGCAGGUCGACUCUGGUACUCUGCGAUUGGUUGACGAGCGUAAGGCUCUGUCUGAUAUCUCUAUGCUCCGCAAGCAGCGCAAGGGCUUUGCCGGUUUGGAUGAGGCCCAGAAGGGUAUCAACGAGCUCAAGGCGCAGAUUUCUGAGCUCAAGAAGACUCUUGACAACCCCGAGGCCAAGGCUCUCGGUGAGAAGUAUGGCGAGAUCCAGAAGGAGCUGGAUGCCAUCAAGGCCGAGCAGGACAGCGUCUACAAGAACCUGAACGCUCUCCGCGACGAGCGCACCAAGCUGCGCAACGACCAGCAGGCGAAGUACACCGCGAUCCGCGAGAUCAAGGACACCUACUUCAAGGCUCGCCGUGCCCACAAGGAGUACGAAGAUGAGGCCCACCGCCAGCGCCGUGAGCGCCAGAAGGCUGAGCGCGAUGCCUUUGAGCGUGAGAAGCGCAAGAAGGUUGCCGACAAGAAGCUCGAGGAGGCCUCUCAGCUGGCCUACACCGACGAGAUCAUCACCGCCCAGGGUCUCAUUCGCCACUUCGACCCCGCUUACAACUUUGCGGCUCUUGGUCUUGAUGAGAAGAAGGAUGAGGGUGGCGCCUUCCGUGCCGGUGUUGGCCGUACUGUCGAUGACUCUGGCAUCAAGGGUAUGAAGGUUGUCCGCAAGGAUGAGGAGGACUACUUCAUCGGCUCUGCCGGUAAGAAGGGCAAGAAGGGCAAGAAGGCCGCUCCUGAGGCCACCAAGUUCAACAUGAACGUUGGUAUCAUCGAGGAGUUCGGCAAGAUCAAGAUCGACCCUCCCAUGAACCAGUCCGAUGUCCCUGCUGUUAUUGAGAAGCUGGCUGCUAAGAUCACUGAGUGGAAGAGCACUCAGGCUAGCAAGACCGAGGAGAACAUCAAGAAGGCCAAGGAGGAGAUCGCCCGCCUGGAAGAAGAGGAGGCUAAGGUUGAGAAGCCUAACGGUCGUAGCACUGAUGCCGCCAAGAAGCCCGCUCAGGCCAAUGGUGCCCCUACAGCUGAGGCCGAGUUGUCUCAGGAGCAGGAUGCUGCCGCCGAUGCUGCCGAGGAGCUGGAGAAGGCUUCUUUGGAAGAGCAAGCAUAA
Messenger RNA from Penicillium malachiteum, 1482 nucleotides. It is a transcript of the gene bfr1, whose product is annotated as putative nuclear segregation protein (Bfr1). Gene Ontology annotation, molecular function: mRNA binding. Gene Ontology annotation, biological process: intracellular mRNA localization. The record is from RefSeq and is a predicted model, not a curated record. The transcript is spliced from 3 exons. Lineage: Eukaryota; Fungi; Ascomycota; Eurotiomycetes; Eurotiales; Aspergillaceae. Bases 1 to 1482 code for a protein of 493 amino acids. Gene Ontology annotation, cellular component: endoplasmic reticulum; ribonucleoprotein complex; nuclear outer membrane-endoplasmic reticulum membrane network.